AUGGCAACGCCGUCCUUCAAAAUCGAGCGAGUCGCCGUGAUAGGCGCAGGCAUAUCUGGCGUCAGCUCCGCUGCGCACCUCCUCCGCCAGGGCAUCUCAUCAGUAGUUCUCUUCGAGCGAUCCCCUUGCCCGAGCGGCGUCUGGCAUCUCGACGAGCGCGUUGCGCCUGACCCUCCAUACCCCAAUUUGACGCCUAGCCAUGGAGAUUAUGAGGGAUUGCCGCCUACGAAGAUCGAAGAUUUGAAGCUGACGCCACCGCGGACGCCUUCUCCUGAGAGACGGACUCGGGCGGAAGUCGGAAGUCUGGAGAACGAUGAUGUCGACGAAGAUUUCGCGACGAAGUCCAUCGCAUUCGCCCCGCCCGGCCCAGCAUAUGUCGGAUUGAGAACCAACACAGUCCUGCGCACGAUGGAGACCUCCCUAGCAGCCUGGCCGAAAGGCCUUCCCGAUACCAAUACGGAACGGGCAGAUGUGGAGCGGUAUAUCCAAACCGUUGCGGAGACGUCCGGAGUGAACAAGAUCGCGCUGUACAACACCCGAGUCGAAGAAGUGCGCAAGGACGGCGGGGAAUGGAUUGUGCGGACGAAUACCCUACAUCGACGUGGUCGAAUUGAGGAGCGGAUCUGGCGAUUCGAUGCCGUCGUGGUGGCGAGCGGGCACUAUAAUAUGCCACGGAUUCCCGAUAUCCCAGGGUUGAAGGAAUGGAAGGCGCGAUACCCCGAUCGAGUACAGCAUUCGAAGAGCUACCGCUCGCCGGUUGGGCUCAGGGACAAGAGGGUACUGAUCAUCGGAUGUGGUGCUUCGGCGUUGGAUAUCGCCAAGGAGACUGCUUCUGUUGCAGGCCAGGUCUAUCAGAGCUCACGGGGUGGUGCGAUGAGCCAUCCACCGGAGAUGCUGCCGGAGAAUGCGCUGCGGAUCGGUGGAGUUAAGGCAUUCCAUCUUGAAGGAGAUGAUGAAGUCGACGGUGCUAUUGCGGGAUAUGUCGAGCUCAACAACGGCUCGAAGAUACGGGACAUUGACCAUUACCACGCCGAUGACACACCGAUCGACAUAGCGGACGAAAGCGUUAUUGUUACGGCGGAUGGGUACAUGAUGCACAAUCUCCACAAGGACAUCUUCUACCAAGCCGAGCCGACGUUAGCGUUCGUUGGCGUGCCGUACCAUGUCAACACAUUCAGCUUCUUUGACUUCCAGGCUCAGGCUGUAGCGAGAGUGUUUUCUGGGAAGGCAAUUCUGCCUUCUCGAGAUGCGAUGAGGCAAGAGUAUCAGGAGCGACUGGUAGAGAAUGCUCCUGGUCGUGACUUCCAUAGUCUCAGGCAGGAAGGUGGGGAGAUUGCGUAUGUGAGAAAUCUUGUGGAUUGGAUGAAUAGAGAUGCUUUUGUCCUGGGCGCAGAGCCGAUGAAAGGGCAUAGUGAGGAGUUUUUGGAGGCGCAUGAACAGCUUAUGAGCAUGUUGCGGUCGAUGGGACUUGCGCACUUCUUUCGGAAAGAUAUACCGGGGAGGACCUUUGACCAUGUCUAUGUGUGA
Molecule: messenger RNA, 1527 nt
Organism: Cyphellophora attinorum
Lineage: Eukaryota; Fungi; Ascomycota; Eurotiomycetes; Chaetothyriales; Cyphellophoraceae
Product: Thiol-specific monooxygenase
Exons: 2
Coding region: 1-1527 (508 amino acids)
Molecular function (GO): NADP binding; flavin adenine dinucleotide binding; N,N-dimethylaniline monooxygenase activity
Source: RefSeq, a predicted model, not a curated record